Messenger RNA from Pieris napi, 796 nucleotides. It is a transcript of the gene CPR49, whose product is annotated as endocuticle structural glycoprotein ABD-5-like. Gene Ontology annotation, cellular component: chitin-based extracellular matrix. Lineage: Eukaryota; Metazoa; Arthropoda; Insecta; Lepidoptera; Pieridae. The record is from RefSeq and is a predicted model, not a curated record. Gene Ontology annotation, molecular function: structural constituent of chitin-based larval cuticle. Bases 108 to 431 code for a protein of 107 amino acids. The transcript has 3 exons.
AGCUUGUACUUAUAAUGCGGUAGUGGAAAGGAAUAUUCACAGUCAACAGCCGUCUUCGCUAGAAGUACAUUGUUCAGUAGUCCAAAGACAGUUUUAAAUCAGACAUCAUGCAAAAAUUCGUGUUGGUAGCCCUUGCUCUUGUCGCCGUGGCUGCCGCUGCGCCCCAACAAGCUGCCCCAGAACCGAUCUACAUACUCAAACACGACGCCAUUGUCAACCCAGACGGAUACAACUUUGAGUUUGAGACCAGCGAUGGCACCCAGCGUCAAGAAAGCGGUACACUUAAGCAAAUCUCUGAAGACGUCAAGGCUCUUGCAGUGCAAGGCAGCUACAAAUACGCAGCCCCCGACGGUCUCAUUUACACCGUGACCUACGUGGCUGACGAACACGGCUUCCAGCCCCAGGAACGCGUCGAACACCCCGGACAAUAAAUUGGAAUCAUCUUGCAAUACUUAGUUAAGAUCAAGAAGUUCUAACACCUAAGAAUCGAAGAUUUUGUUAAUUUGAUCGGCAAGCUAACCACUUAAAUCAAAUGAUGCCAUCGGACAACGAAAGUUACGAUAAUGUCGUCAAUUCAUCGCUAUUGAAUUUAGGUUGUAAGCUUGCUGAUUUCAUGGCCAUAUUGAAAUAGGAAACGUCAAUAUAGACAUAUGACCACAUGGUCAAUUCUAAUUGAAAGAUUUCUAAGUGUUGACAAUUGUUCUUUCCAUUAUAUUAAUGGAUUUGUUCGUGAUUUUUGUAUCGAUUUCUAUUUUUUUUACUGUUUUUAAUCUUUAAAUAAAUGUUUUGUUUCAUA